Capsicum annuum is the source of this 1616-nucleotide messenger RNA. Its product is annotated as 2-oxoglutarate-dependent dioxygenase 19. The transcript has 4 exons. The coding region runs from base 133 to 1197 and encodes 354 amino acids. The record is from RefSeq and is a predicted model, not a curated record. NCBI's taxonomy places the organism in Eukaryota, Viridiplantae, Streptophyta, Magnoliopsida, Solanales, Solanaceae.
UAAAAGAGAGAAUAACAAAAGGAUAAGAUCAAAUUUCAGAAAAGAUUCAGAGAAAAAGAAAAAGAUAAGGCAACAUACCCCUCUAUAUAUUAGGAACAUGUAAGAUUUUCAGUAACCAACUACAGGGCAAUCAUGACUGAUAUGAAGGCCACAGCUCUCAAACCAUCCAAUAUCAAACAGCUUGCUGGAUCUCCCAAUCUUCGUUUCGUACCUUCUAAUUAUGUUCAUUCUACUAACCUUAAUCACGACGACGAUGGCGAUGAUUCAAACUCAAUCCCCAUCAUUGAUUUUUCUCUACUCACCUCCUGUGAUCCUAAUCAACGGUCCACAGCCAUCCACCAACUCGGCAAAGCUUGUCAAGAUUGGGGCUUCUUCAUGGUAGUGAACCAUGGCAUACCAGAUAAUUUGAUGAAGGCAGUGAUUGAUUGCACGGACGAAUUUUUCAACUUACCGGACGAAGAAAAACAGGAGUUUUCUGGGAAGCAUGUGUUGGAUCCUAUAAGAUAUGGGACAAGUUUCAAUACGUCUACAGAAAAUCUCUUCUUCUGGAGAGACUUUCUUAAGGUCUUUGUCCAUCCUCAUUUUCACUCCCCCACCAAACCCCAAGCCUACAGGGAUGUUGUGUUGGAGUAUAGUAAGAAACUCCGGGAAGUGGCAAGAAAGUUACUAGGAGGUGUAUCAGAAAGUUUAGGGCUUGAAGAAAGUUACUUGGACAAAGCUCUAGACUUGGAAUCAGGCCUUCAAGUCUUUGUUGGAAAUUACUAUCCACCUUGUCCUCAACCUGAACUUACAAUGGGGAUGCCACCCCAUUCAGAUCAUGGCCUUUUAACACUUCUCAUCAGUAACCAAGUUGGAGGUCUCCAAGUUCAGCAUCAAGGCAAAUGGAUUAAUGUCAAUGCCCUCCCCAACUCGCUUCUGGUUAAUACAGGCGACCAUCUUGAGAUAUUCAGUAAUGGGAAGUACAAGAGCAAUGUACAUAGAGCAGUGGUGAACAAUAAAGUAACAAGGAUAUCAGUAGUCACAGCUCAUGGUCCAUCACUGGAAACAAUAGUAAGGCCAGCUUCUCCAUUGAUUGAAAAAGAAAACAGCCCAUCGGCUUAUAUUCCAAUGAAGUACAAGGAUUACUUGGAGUUGCAACAGAGCAACCAACUUGAUGCAAAGUCCUGUUUGGACAGAGUCAAAAUCCCAAGAAACUGAGUGUGUUCAAGUUAUUUUCCCAACUUGUUUCCAAGUGCUUGAUGCAUGAUAGCAAAGUUGCACAGACACUUCAUUUUGGAAGUCGCAUCCGUGUUGGAUUCUCCAAAAAUACAUAAUAUUUGGGGAAUCCGACACGGAUCCACUAACAUUUUCGAAGAGUCCAAGCAACACGAUAGUAUAUUUCUUUGUUCAUAUGGAUAAUAAAUAUGUUAGAAUAUGAGACUCUUCUUGAUGGUCUUUUGUUUAAUAGUUUCUUUUAAAUAUUAUGUUUAGUUUUAUUUUAAAAGAUAAAUGGUAGUCUUUAUUUUUUAGAAGUGUGUCUUGUAAGAUAGUGUGUCUUGUGAAACUCAUGUAGCUUAUAAGUAUAGUCUUUUGUAAAAUGUUGACUAAUGAAUGAAUGUUGAAUAUAUGAAUGAAAA